CUUUUAGCCUCUGCCCAUUGAGACAAAAGAGCGUGACGAGCGGGGCGGCGCGGCCAAUCAGCGGGGCUCGGGGGCAGUCUGAGCGCGCAGCCCUCCGGCCCCCAGUGCUAAUACUAGCGCGAGGGGGGAGCCGGCCUGCAGGGGCUGCGGCAGACAGCGCGGGAGCCGGCUCGGCGUCAAGUGCAGCUCGGACGCACCGAACGGGGCCCGUUUACCUUUCACCCUUUCUUCCAUCUGUACCCAGUGGUCCUCGGCAUGGGGGAAGAGAACUGCUCUCCCAGGAAGCAGCUACAGCACAAGACACAAACGGAGGCUCCAGGAAAAAGCUGGCACUCCCAGGCCUACACCCUUGGGGCCAUUUCCAACUUUAUGUCUACUUUUCUGACCUUUCCCAUCUAUAAGGUUGUGUUUCGACAACAGAUCCAUGCCCUGGCAGUGUCAGAGGCCGUGAGACAGCUUUGGCAUGAAGGUCCUCAGUGCUUCUACCGGGGCAUCUACCCACCUCUCCUCUCCAAGACAUUGCAAGGGACUCUGCUGUUUGGGACUUAUGACAGCCUGCUCUGCUCGCUCUGCCCUGUUGGCCCGCAUUCCCUGGGACACCGCUGGGCUGCAGGGCUCAUGUCUGGUGUGGUGGAGGCUGUGGCACUCAGCCCCUUUGAAAGGGUACAGAACGUGCUCCAGGAUGGUCGUAAGCAAGCUCGCUUCCCCAGCACCUUCAGCAUUCUCAAGGAAUUCAAUUCUUAUGGGUUUUGGGGGCGGAUGUCGCUGGGCUACUAUCGUGGCUUCUGGCCUGUCCUUGUCAGAAAUAGCCUGGGGAGUGCUCUCUAUUUCUCGUUCAAGGACCCCAUCCGGGAUAGCUUGGCAGAACAAGGCCUGCCCCACUGGGUCCCUGCCUUGGUAUCCGGCAGUGUCAAUGGAACAAUUACCUGCCUAGUUCUAUAUCCUCUGAUUGUGCUGGUUGCCAAUAUGCAGUCCCAUAUUGGCUGGCAGAGCAUGCCAAGCCUGUGGGCCUCUGCCCAGGAUCUGUGGGACACUCGGGGCCGAAAGGUGCUCCUAAUCUACCGGGGAGGCUCCCUGGUCAUCCUGAGGUCCAGCGUGACAUGGGGCCUCACUACUGCUAUCCAUGACUUCCUGCAGAGGAAGUCUCACUCCAGAAAAGAGCAGAAAGACUGACUAGCUACAGCAAAUGUGACCAUGGCAUCAUUCUAAUUCUAAACCUUCCCUGGCCAGUUCUCUAUAGUUUACUUUGGCUUGGCUAUCUAAUACAGUCAUUCUUUAGCAUCCAUAAACUGUCAUUGCAUGGGAACUCUUCCCAACUUCCAGCCUGCUGGGCACAGACCAAGCCCAACAAGAUUCCUUGGUCAGAAAGAGAAAGUCACCCCAGUCUGUCCACAGCUUCAGUGGCCUCAGAGCCAGGCCUUUAACUUGCAAUCCAGAUUCAAUGUCAUUCCUUUACGGAAUUCCUUGACAAUAAGAGAUAAGUGAUAAAGAUCACCUAACACAGGCACUGUGAGUUCUGAGACCUCUCUAGGUAUCCUCCAGAUCAAACUGAGUGGAAGUCUAUUUUCCAAGAACUAUGCCUGACUCUGGGGCUGGGGAUUCCAUAAAACUUCUCAGAUGGUCAUAUGUUCAUGACAUUGUUCACUGCUUCUAUCACCACCACUCUCAUUUCUCAAGGUGGUAGGUCCUGGUUUCAAGGUAACAGCUGUGGGUAAAAAUCUUAAUUCAGCUUACCUCAACUCAUCAGGUACCAUAAGAACUGGUGGGACUGGAGAUGAGAGUUAGAAGAUGUGUGGUCCUUGGACAGAAAGGAUAAAGACUUUGUAGAAAGACAUUUAGUUACAUGCAAAUUAGAAAAAUUUACUGUAUGUAAAUGAUUUGAUCUGCUGAGACAUUUUUGAUAACAUUAUCUAGAAACCACUUGAGUUUUACUAAGAAAUCUGGAGAUGAAAUGGCCAUAUCUCUUCACAAAUAAUUGUAUAUGCUGUUGAUGUGAUUAAAUAUAGUUACUACGAUGUAAGGAUCAGACAUCUUAGCUUGUCAUUCAAAACCAUUCAAAAUAUGGCCCUCAUAUAACUUUAAACAUAUGACCACACCACUCCCCUUUACAUGUAUCUCAUACAUCAGCCAAAAUGAGCUACUGUUCUCCUCUAAUAUGCCAUGAACUUUCCUCCAUGUGCCAUUCUCCUUCUUUUGGCCAGUCUACCAAAAUCCUUCUUGUUCUUCAACCUCCAGCUCAGAUGCUACCUUUUCUGUGGCAUCUCUUCUGAUUUUCUCCCAGUAGCCUGAGUCCUCUGUGAUACCCCUUUCUAACAACACAUUGUGUAGGGCACCGAUUCCAUUACAUCAUUAAUCUCUUGGGGCCCUGAGUUUUUGGUGUUCUUCAAUACCUCCUACUAGACUGUAAAACUUCUUGAAAGCAGGGAUUCUUGUAUGCAUUUUAAAAUCCUUCAUGGUGCCUAGGUGCUCAGUAACAUUGGUUGAAUUAGUGAAUUGACUAUCAAGCUGUGAUAUAGUCUGUAUCCUCAGGGUGCUGUUCCUUGUACACAAAGGUAAUGUUCUUGAUUCACUGUCAGCAAGACACACGCCUUUGGGGUAUGUUUUUGUUUUCUUUGAAUAGUGGAUUUUGUUUUGUGCUAAUAAUAAUGAUGCUAGUGAUAAUAACAAUAAUUAAAAAUUACUUUCAAUGGGAA
Molecule: messenger RNA, 2693 nt
Organism: Oryctolagus cuniculus (rabbit)
Lineage: Eukaryota; Metazoa; Chordata; Mammalia; Lagomorpha; Leporidae
Gene: SLC25A53
Product: solute carrier family 25 member 53
Cellular component (GO): mitochondrion
Molecular function (GO): NAD transmembrane transporter activity
Source: RefSeq, a predicted model, not a curated record